UUAUAAGGACACAACCCAUAUAAUUUCCAAACAUAAUGUCAGGAUUAGAUUUUGCAAUUCCCACAGUUGCAGUAACAUUUAUACAUAAUCCAUGGACAGAACACAGUGUUGACCAUGAGGUGCUUUAAUGAUCAGUAUUUGCCACACCUUUUGCCAUAAAGCCACUAUAAUACGGUAGAACUGGAAGUAAYARUCUGGUUUGUAGGUUGCAAAAUACUGCCACAUACUGAAGUCACACAACACCCCUGAGAUUUGAUCACUCUGUCAGCRGCGCCUCUGUUAUUGUUUGGAAACUCUGACAAGUGCAAUGUGCAAUCUGACAAGUCUGGACCUCCAGCGCCAAUGUGCCAACUCAUCAAACUUUCAUAUUGUGGAUAGCACUCUGCUGUCUGCUUCUUCUGUCCACCGAUURUUUUUUUAUUACUAUAUUGUGGUUCAGUAUUAAAAAUAUAGCUUUCUCAACAAGUUAAUGGGUUUUGUUCUUACGAAUCUUUGUCUCGUACAUUUUGCGUCAYUAAGAUGAGAUUUAUGUUUUAAAAUAAUGACUAUUUAAACUGGGGCUGAUAUUCCUUCCAGGACUUGUACGUUUUCAGUAAAUUUCAUUUAGGUUUUAUUAUGUUAAUUUGUGUGCUGUCCUCAUAGCAUCCUUCAGAAAAAAAAAACAACUAAAUAUUUUGAUGUUUGCCUGCCUGAUGUAUUUUGUCAGUAUUUAUUACCAUUAGAUUUAUUUAGGAUUAUGAUAUUUUCUUAAUGCCUGAAGAAAAUCUUCUGAUAUGUGUUAAGUAAUUGAAACACAUUAAAAGGGAAUGUCAAAUUGUUCUUUUUGCUCUCUAGKUUGUGUUAUUUACAUAAAACACCAAAUAUAUAAACAGGAGAAAAUAAAGACAUUAUGAAAGAUGUUAUUUUUAUAGCACAUGGUGAGCAUUUUUAAAAGUUCCACUUUGUCUGAAAUGAUUGCAAGAAUGUUACCAUUACAACAGUAUCCACGGCAACAUCACAUCUGAUGUUUCUUUUUUCACCUAAGUCUGAUUUGAUUGUCAUUUUAAUUAUUACAAAGGACUGCUAUGGUGCMAGAUUUGCUGACUAAUCAUAUUUUUAAAAUCACUUGUGAGCAACAAAUUUGCCCGUCUGGAAGAACUUUUUUUCUGCUUUUUAUKAACYCCAAGAAGACGAAUUUCAAGGAUAUCGGUUGAUAUUGUGAAGAGAAAUUAAAGGCGUUGUCAUGACGAUACUGCUUAAUCACWGUCAAAAUCUUUAGCACAAUUUUGCAAUUUAAUUUCUGCUUGUAUGUCAYUGAAUGAUUAUGUUUUUCAUAAUCAYACAGUAGUGAAGACAGAAAACAUAAGUUGCUUAAAUAAAAUUUUCUUAAAUUUUACAAACCACUGAUCUGUUUUUGGUGAAUUCAAGCUAAUUUCAGGUUACAAUUGAGGACAAAUCUUAGCAAGGAACUGUUUGAGUGACUCGUSUUCUGCCUCCUCGUCGUGUCGGCGGCUGGUUCCGCUCCACUGCAGGUCGUCCCUCAGGUGAGUGGAUUCAUAUGUCAUAGAGCGCUCUCCUCUCCUCUCAGGUCUCAGUUUAAUAUUUUAUCCAGUCAAAUGGGUGCCACCUCCUCCCUUUUCUCYUCUCCACACAUGCUCGCUCUCUCUUUCCAUGAAAACAGGCGAUGACAGGCCAGUUAAGAAGCUCACCGCUGAAUGACUAAAGAAGGGACAGAAAAAAGUSCUGCCAGCUUUUAGCCAGCAGAGGAAAGAGGUGGAACUCCAGUGACUUUCUCUGUAGACAUCUAGAAAGGGCUUUCAGAUACUUUUUUUUUAGAUACUUGAAUGGGAGUGCAGACUUUUUACAGCUGACAGUAUUUUUGGUGUUUUUCUGUUCUUCCAUACCUAAAGAAUCGGUCACUAUGUCGGGAGUCAGCAGUGAUCAAUUGCACAAAUCAACUUUGAGUGUCUAUUUGAACCUGAUGGAGCAUUUCAACCCUGGUCUUCAGACGCUUGUUGCUCUUGGAAACAGCUAUGUUAAAGCUUUUCAAGCCUUGGCCGGUUGCAGUGAGGCCUACUUCAGCGCUCUGGCUAAGAUGGGGGACCAGGCACUGCACACGCUUUCCUCUCAUUCUCUUGGCGACGUCCUGGUCCAGAUAUCAGAAACACAGCGAAGGCUCACUGCAGAGAUGGAAGGGUUGUUUCAGUGGUUCCAGAUAGAGGUGCUGCAAGCCAUGGAGAAGAAUGUCAAACUGGACGAGGAGUACAUGGAGGGCAGCCGCAGAGUCUAUGAGAUGGAGGUGAGAAACCAGGCMGAAGCUCUGGAAAAACAGCUUAGAAGAGGAACCUUCAGAGACUCUCUGGAGAACAGUGAAUACAUGGUUUACCUGAGGCAGAGCCACCAGGAGAUCCUGAAGGAGGAGGAACGAAGGUAUCGCUUUCUGGCAGAGAAGCACUGUGGCCUCACUCAGUCCCUGCUGUUUCUCAUAAACAAGACCGGCGGAUCCCUCCAGCAAAAGGCAGAUGGAUGGAAAGAGAAAGUGAACGAGACCAAGGGGUCCAGAUCACGCACUCCAACUCAAGUAGAUCAAGAGGCGCAGCUGCGAGGCUCGGUCAGCUCUCUGCUGCAGACAGUGGCCCGGGAUGAGGAUAUGUCCUGGGCCAGGCGGGAGCAGUUGGCACUGGGUAGAGUGCCAUCUAGAGCACCGUCUCCCCUUCCCAGUCGCUCUCGCUCCAGUUCAGUGGGGGAGUCUCUGGGUUUGGGAGGAGGAAGGCCCAUGAGAGCSCUGGUGUCUCACCCCUCCUCAUCCAACCCGAAGCUUUUGCCUUUUAACAGAGGAGAAACUGUCAUCGUGCUGGUCCAGGAGCCCCGAAACGGCUGGCUGUACGGACGCGCAGACAGCAGCCUGCGUCAGGGCUGGUUUCCUGCUGCUUAUGUGGCUCCAGCUGAAGAUUUCUCCAACACGUUAUCAACCAGCGUUUCUCUCAGGAGCCACAGCAUGAACAAUCUUCUGGACACCGACGCUCACACCGAACAGCCAGAGGUCAAGGGUUACAACGACAUCCCGCCCCCAGCGACACCCAGCCGCAGGGCGUCGAUGGACGUCCGGCCGGUUUCCCCGGCGCCUGACAGGCGGACAGAACCGGCGAUGGAGACGAAACCUCCACCUCCGCCUCCGCAGCAGAGUUUGAACCUCAGAAGAAGCUCUGUGGACGUUCGAUCCGUCUCCCCCGUCCMAGACAGGAAGGGGGACGUGGCAGCUGAUGUUCAGACAUUGUCUCCACAUGGGCAGCCUGAUAACCCUUUGUUUCCAAGGGGCACAAACCCGUUCGCCACCGUGAAGCUUCGUCCAACGACGACCAACGACAGAUCCGCUCCUCGGAUCCACUGACCGGCUGUCACUAGCGCGAGCGGAGGUCUGUUUCUCAAACUCUGACGUCGGGUCAUGAAGGCAGCGAUGUGAAAGCCCUGAACUCUGAUGGACAGAGAAAUGCUUUGCACGGUGUGGAAAAUGCAAAGYGAUGCCGCGUUAUCUGAAUUAUUUAAACCACAAUCCAGAGAAGCUGCUCUGGCAGGUCUCUGUGUAGUAAUUAAGAGUUUAUGUUGUUUUGUUUUUGUCUCCUGUAGUACAGAUGUAAGGGGAACAUUUAGACUUACUGUUGUCUAAAAGUACAGUUUUUUUCUCAUUAAAUGGGAGAAUAUUGCUUGCUGUUUUUUUAUUCCUUCUGCCUCACAGUCAGUCAACAUACUGCAUCUAAAAUUUGUAUUAGUUUGUUAAAUCACGUACAACCAAAACAAAAUAAACUGAAUUCCCCGUCUUCAAAAGUUU
Poecilia reticulata (guppy) is the source of this 3808-nucleotide messenger RNA. RefSeq names its product BAR/IMD domain containing adaptor protein 2 like 2b (gene baiap2l2b). Gene Ontology annotation, molecular function: protein binding. Gene Ontology annotation, cellular component: nucleoplasm; cytosol. The record is from RefSeq and is a predicted model, not a curated record. Gene Ontology annotation, biological process: actin filament bundle assembly; actin crosslink formation; plasma membrane organization. Lineage: Eukaryota; Metazoa; Chordata; Actinopteri; Cyprinodontiformes; Poeciliidae.